GAGGAGGGGAAAAUCGGCAACGUGGAGGAGGUGGUCAGGCGGUCAUCGACGAGAAGGAGCAGCUUCGCUCCGGCUCCUUCGUGAGCAAACAUGAGACGGUGGACGCUCGUUGCGGCGAUAGCCCUGGCUGCAUCGGGGCUGGUAAGUGGCGGUUACCACGAGAAGAAGCUGCUGAACGACCUGCUGGACUCGUACAACGUCCUGGAGCGGCCGGUGGGCAACGAGUCCGAUCCCCUCGUGCUGAGCUUCGGCCUCACGCUCAUGCAAAUAAUCGACGUCGACGAGAAGAACCAGUUGCUCAUCACGAACCUUUGGUUGAAACUGGAAUGGAACGACGUGAACAUGAGAUGGAACGUCUCGGACUACGGAGGCGUGCGAGAUCUCAGAAUACCGCCGCAUCGGCUAUGGAAACCCGACGUUCUUAUGUACAACAGCGCCGACGAGGGCUUCGACGGCACUUACCCGACGAACGUCGUCGUAAAGAACAAUGGGACCUGCUUGUACGUGCCGCCCGGUAUAUUCAAGAGCACUUGCAAGAUAGACAUUACUUGGUUUCCCUUUGACGAUCAGCGCUGCGAGAUGAAAUUCGGCUCCUGGACGUACGACGGCUUUCAGUUGGAUCUACAGCUGCAGGACGAGACCGGGGGUGACAUCAGCAGUUUCAUCACUAACGGCGAGUGGGAUCUGUUGGGGGUGCCCGGCAAGAGAAACGAAAUCUACUACAAUUGCUGCCCAGAACCGUACAUAGACAUCACUUUCGUCGUCAUCAUCAGAAGACGCACACUCUACUACUUCUUCAACCUGAUCGUGCCGUGCGUCCUGAUUGCCAGCAUGGCCGUCCUCGGGUUCACCCUGCCGCCGGAUUCCGGCGAGAAACUCUCCCUCGGGGUAACCAUCCUUCUAUCCCUCACUGUGUUCCUGAAUAUGGUUGCCGAGACAAUGCCAGCGACGUCCGACGCCGUGCCGCUUUUAGGGACGUACUUCAAUUGCAUCAUGUUUAUGGUGGCCAGCAGCGUGGUCAGCACAAUUCUCAUCUUGAACUAUCAUCAUCGGAAUGCUGACACCCAUGAAAUGUCCGAAUGGAUUAAAGUCGUUUUUCUGUACUGGCUGCCCUGCAUACUACGUAUGUCAAGGCCCGUCGAGAAAGAGGAGAAGGAAGUGCAAAAGUCGCAGAAGCCGUCUCCGGUCACGGGCGCAAGCAAGUCGUACGGCGACUUGGAGCUCCAUCAAAGAAGCAGCAAGUCCCUUCUGGCGAACGUGCUGGACUUGGAGGACAACGCGCUGGCGUCACACAACAACUUGCUGAACAAUGUAUACAGCACACCCGGGCCGCACCACCCGCACACGAUGGGCCACGGCCACAGUCACAUACACACGACGCCCCAUCAUCAUCACAGCCACGCGGCUACGACACCGCACCAUCAGCACGCGACGCCGUUGCCGCACUCGUCGUACCCCGGCCACCAGAUCAGUCACACGCCGCAUCAUCACCCGCAUCCGCAGGAAGCGUCGACGCCGCAGGUCGAGACGAUACUCCAGAACGCGUGCUUCUGCGCUCGCUACGAGCUCGUGCUAAUAUUGAAGGAAAUCAAGAUAAUAACGAAUCAGCUGAAGAGCGAUGAUGAGAACACGAAGGUGACGAACGACUGGAAGUUCGCGGCGAUGGUGAUCGACAGGAUGUGCCUAAUCAUUUUUACUCUGUUCACCAUCAUCGCUACCAUCACCGUCCUGCUGUCGGCGCCGCACAUUAUCGUCACGUGAUUCAGAAAAGCCAGGCUGUUGCCGGUGGUUCCGGGGCCGGCGAGGAACGCGCGCCGUACGCCGUUACCGGCGUCGACGAGGGUCGACACCACUCCGGUGAUGCGUCCGCCCUUCCCGUCGAUCGGCUCCCGCCGGACCGGGCUCGAGGGUGCUCGUCUUCGAGUUCGUACGCCGCUUCGUUUCGGAGAUUUGCACGUUAGGAAGAAAGCAAUACGGGGAGUAACUUCGUUUCUUUACGAUAUACAUAAUACCGGUGAAAAUGAAAAUAAUAACGCUAUCGAUAAUGAGGAUAACGAUAAUAGUAUUAAUAAUAAUUACGUAAUAGUAACGGUAAACUUCAUCGUAUUAUUAUCCCACGAGGACGCCUUAGCGAAACACGUAAACACACACGUCUAGACGGCGCGUAACAAAAAGAGACAGAGGCAGUAAAACAGAGAGAAAGAGAGAGAGAGAGAGAACAAGGGAACACAUGCAAAACAUGGAUACACGCGGGAGCGGAGCACACGCGUGACACCCACACCGGUUUGCAUCCCUGAGAGCAGUCGACGUGGCCGCAACAACAGCUUACGUAGCCGAAACGGUACAUUUCCUCGGCCGAGUUAAACGAUUAAGUUCUAUGCGAGGUACGAUUAUGAGUUCUCACUGAGGUAGAACGUGAGCCGGUCGAAUCGAGACACGUAUUCGAUUCUGUCCUCCGCGACUACACUUGGGGAUGUAUCACACACAACACACACACAUACGUACACGCAUGCACGCAACGUUACGCGAGCGACGAUGCGCGUGGAAGUACGACUAGCCGAUGAAUUAAAGAUACGCGCUGCGGUCGAGGGCUAAUGUUGAUGCAGGGAUCCCCGAAUACACACGCGAGGAGCGAUCGUAUCAAAAAUUAAAGGUCUCUUGCGCGCGGCUCGCGUCAAUGUUUCGUAAUGCUUCCGCGAGUGCGCGUAAAGACUCGCGCAUAUCCAAUCACCCCGCAAAACUCGGAGAAUACGGAGUCUCAGAAAAAUAUGAAACGUCGAACGUGCAAACGGUAGCGCUCAAAGAUGGACGUACAAUCAAAGUUUUUAAUCGUUCGAUCGAAAUCGUUCGAAGAGAUACAGAAUCAGCGGUGUCUUGAUCAAAUAUUCGGGGAUUGCUGCACGCGGACUUAACGUUGGUCCUCGUCUACGACGAGACGUGGAAGAAGGCGCUCGAGAGUGUCGAUCACGGGCACCGACCCGAGUCGAAAUGCUGCUUCUACAAAUGCAAAUUUCGAACUUGAAAGACUACGAGAGAAUCUGGAGGUGUAACACCAUACGAAGCUGUUAUCUUCCGAUGUUGCAAACGGUUACUUACCGCCGUUUUGUGUUGAGGCUUAAAAAUAUACUUAUUUAAUAUUCAAAUUAUUUAAUAUUCGAUUAUCUUGAUAGUCUACCUGCAUUUAUUCAUUCUUAAUUCUUAAUUUUAGCGAGCAGCGUAUUAAUUAUGUAACUUACUUAAGUGCAGAUAGAGUAUUACGAUAAGCUAAUACUAAAUAAUUGAUAAAGAUUGAUAAGCAAAUGGGUAAAUAAAAGAACAAACUUUCUUCUUUCGUAAUCUCGUUAUUGUUAUUUUCUAUUGGCGUCGGAAAUUACGAUAGGAUUGAGGGAUUCGAAAGAGGUGAGAAGGAAGGAGUUGUAAGCACCGUCGUCGACCAUGCCGCUACAUCCUGCGUCCUGCAAUCCAUCCUGCAGUCAGCUCCUAGACGUCAUCGUGGUCUGGUGCUCAAUGGUGCUAAAAGAAAAUACGAGUCGAUCGGAAACACGACAUUUUCAUUAAUAGGUCUGUUUCUUUUCGCUAAACUAUAUUAGCUGUAUUAAUUGUAUGGGCUGUAUUAGCUUGUACUAGUUCUCUUCUCCUCUUUCUUCCACCAAGAGUCCGAAUUGUAUUUCUGUCUUUUUUUCAAUUCUAUAUUAGUUCAGCGAAAAGAACAGAUCUAUUAUUAUUAUUCAAUCGCCCAUUAACCGAUGGGGAUCGUCGAAUAUUACAGGCGGAACUCUAUAUCGAUACUUACCACGCGUGCAAACGUUUUAAUAUUUCGGGAAUUUAAUAAAUUUUCGACUUCGAAGGGAUCUGAAAUAUUUUGAGGGAGUUAAUUGUUGCGCGACCGCUCAGUCGCUCAGCGAUCGAUGACUGUGUCAUUUUCUCCCAUUGUUUUGAUACUCGCACACACUCGCGUACACUCUCCGUGAUCGAGUCAUUAAGUCUCAAACCGAUGAGUACACAUUACGACAAGGAUUACGUGUGUGAUCAGUGCGAUAUUUUCAAUUCAUGCUGUCGCAUGAUAGAAGUAUUUCGACGGCUUUUGAGACAUUUAAUCCUUGUCGAGUGCUCGUCGGAUUUUGGUCGGUAUCGCGUAGUUUAGUACACGUUUUUCCGGUCGAAUUUCGUAUCUAUGCAAGUGUCAGUGAGUGUCCGGAACCACGGGACAACCAGGAGCAGGGUGCUGGAUCGGACAGCUGGGACUGAGGACGCAGAAUGUCGGAACGCGGCCAGCGAUACGUCGUAUAUUUCCAGGUGUGUUAAAUCAUUUAUUAUGUAGGACGUUUGACGAUCUUGGCGAGAAUAAGGAGAUACCCGAGUCGAAAUUUAGAAUCUACUCUAAGGCCGGCAUUCAUAAUUCGUCGUCAUUUGACCAACAAUCAUAAUUUUAUGAUUUUAUGAAACUUUGAUUAAUUGUCAGUUUGUAUUUAUUUUACACGAGAGAUAUGUAUGCAAACAGCCGAAUAAUGGCUCUUAGAAAUACAAAUCCAUUAAUUAUUCUUUCAAUCGUGAAUUAUUUACAAAUACCGGCCUAAGUCUCGCAAGCGCUGAAAAAUUUGUUUCUCUAAUAAUAUUCCGUCGGACGCAAGUUUUAGCUUGAGCAGAUCAACAUCUUUUUUCACUUUUAUUUUGCUUUGUUUUUCUACCGAAUCCACGUUUAAAUCCCUGUUGAUAUUUACAUGACUGCUGCCUCUGCAUUUACAGCUCUUUCCUUUUCAGCUCUUUUAAGAGCUUCAAAUCUAUAACGCUAAUAAAAAAAUAAUACGGAAAGGAUUAUGAAUAAAAAAGUGUAUUGUUUAUUCUUAUUGUUUGCUUUUAUUUAAUUAUUUAAUAUUUUUUUAUCGAAUAUAUUCUAUCUACAGUUGAGUAAGUUGCAUAAUUGAUACAAUAUACUUAUUGAAAUUAAGAAUAAGUAUUAAGUGCAGGCAGAAUAUUGAGAAUAAUCAAAUAUUAAAUAAUUAUCGACUAAGUUUUUUUCUAAGAGCUUCAAUAUGGAAAAAGCGACAGUGAGUAACCAUUUGCAGCAUCAAGGUAGGAUAAUGACCUGUAUAGUAUUGUAUCCCGAGAUUCUCCAUUGAUCCUUCAAUUUCGACGGUAUUUGCAGGAUUAAUGUAGAACCAAAAUUUCGACUCGGGUGGCUUCCUUUCGGCGCGUGCGAAACAAUAUAACGAUCGGAAAGGGGCGAAAGAGAAACGAUGACAGCGAAGAGGCUUAGGAGAAAAAGAGACGAAUGGGGAGAAAAGAGAGUCGGGCUUUAAGGGUAAUACGCACACGUUACACUCUCAGAAUACACACGACGAACUGCCAAGGUGAUUUAAAUAAUGCCAAUGGAUUUUCUUAUCAUUAUCACUAGUAUGUAAAAAUCGACGACGACUUAAUAAAACGGGGGAUUUGUACUACGAUUUAAGUGACGGUGGCGCAACAUAAAUACUCUCUCGGAUAGGUUGUGCGAUGUAGCCUCGAAGGAUCUCGAGGGACAUGCCGUGCGAAAGAACACGGGAAGACGGAGGAGACGCGGGAGAAAAUUGCGAAGGACGGUUACGGUUGUUCGAUAACUACUUUCGCUUGUGACAACGCGAACAGACUAUUCAGUUUCGAGCGACGCACCUUCUUUCCCUGGUGUUCGCGGAACGCGAGCGAAUCCUUUCAUCAUCGAUCCGCAUUCUCGUGUCGCGUUCAGCGCUAUAAAUGCGAUAGCCCGAUUAUUCAUUUAUUUAUUAGCGAGAAAUAUUCUUCUAAUUACACUCGUCUCGCAACUUGAUAUUUCACAUCAGCUUUGUUAAACAUAUAUAUUGAAGAACCACAUUAAUUUCAUAUAUUGCGGUAAUAAUACGGUUCUAUAUAUCAAGAGCCAGGCCAAUUUUUAUCGUUAAAUAAUUGUUAUUAUUAAUUUUAAUUUUCAUCAUUAAAAACGGUCAAUUCGAGGGCCGAAUAUCCUAAAAUUCUUGCGGAAAAAGGCGAUCGUCAAGUUCUACGAAUGUUUGAAGAACGAGACGAACGCAUUUAUCGCUGAUUGCUAGCGGAGAAAAUGGAUCGUUAUCACUUACAUCGCGCGUGUAUUAAACGUGGACUUACACACACACACACACACACACACACACACACACAGACACACACCUACCUUCUCUACACGGGACACUCGCGUGUCUUUCCGUGUCUGACAGUUCAAUCUUUUUCCUCUCUGUAAUGUUUCCAUCACAGAAACCGUCACUGCGAGACGACAUCGCGUUUUCUUUCGGACGUUGAAAAAUCAUUUCGCGGCGGGAAUAUUAAGCGCGGACUUUUAUUUCCACCCUAUUAGAAAAAAAAAAUGUGACUUUGACGUUUCACGUUCCGCUGUUGUCUCUCCGGAAACGCGUGAAAGCGUUUCCGCCGACGGUCACACCGAACAACCGAUAGCAACAUCCAAAUUGAAGAAAACCAAUCUGUUUUUCGUCAUCUCACACGACAGUCUCCUACUCGUCUCUUGUGGAGAGAAUCAACGCUGCGAUGUCAAAUAUCGCGAUCGACGAGAGCCGGUUUAUUACGGCGCGUACAUUUGUUUUCACCCGCGAAAGAAACGAGAGGGAGAGAAACGUGACUCUCCUUCCAAAUGUAUUCCGAAAACGUUAACGCACGCCACGUCCUCUGCAUAUUCACGAGCUGAUCGUGGGUCACGGUAGAAAAUCGCGAAAGCGACGGAAUCGAAACUAGCGAAGAGAUGCGACACGUGGAACGGCUAACAGGCGACCGAAUAAGAGGAAGGAAGUUGCUCUUGCUCACAGGCUGACUCGUAGACGGACGGCUGAGCCGUCGACGUAAUGUCAGCGAGACGUACUCGAUGUAGUAUUGUACAUUUUUUCGGCCAUCGGCACUGGAUAAUCGCGACAACCAAUCACGUUAUCUUUUAAUAAUUAUUAAAGGUUAUUAAAGUAAUGAACCGUGUGUAUUGUUGACGAUUUUGCGAAGGAUGGGAGAGGAGGAUUAGAAGUACGGUAAGACCUUAAGACGGUGUUUUGAUCUCUAUAGUGCGCGAGAAAAACGUUUAAAAAGAAUUAAAAAAAAUGUGGGAGAAGAUUAAGCAGAAUAACAAUGUCGAAUUGCAUUAAAGUCGUAAGGCAGGUAGAGUACGUUACGUAGGGGCGAGAAAAAAACGCAGUUAAUCACUGUAAGUGUCGCAGAGUAGCUGACUGAGAGUCGAGGAAAUAACGCGCGUUAAAAGAAGAAAAAAAAAUAAAUAAAACGCGUAGUUCGAAACAUCGACGCUUUAAUGCCGGCGCACACUCGUCGUUCGUUGCGAUAAAAAUUAGCAACCAGCUCGUUCAACCGGCUCGGCAAGCGUGAAACGUCGUCUGGUCUCGCAAACCAGACAGACGCACGCGAACUCUCCGGUUAUCUUGAAACUGGAGCAACCGAUGCCACGCCGUGCCUCUGGAAGCGGAAAGAUGGAAAAACGAGGAUUCGAAACCUUUUUACUUUCCACCCUUCGAUUUCGUUGCCAUGCCCCGAGUCAUUCUGAUUAUAUUUUUACACACGUUCCCUUCAACACCUCUGAGAAAAAGCCACGAACUUCCGAGCGUCUGCUGAGUUCACACUUCUCGCACGUCACGCAAAAAUCGGAGCGAACUCCUCGAACGUUUUAGCUCAAAUAAAAACCUAUGUAUACACGUAAUUAUCUUUCCACCUCCAGAGAGAAAGAGAGAGAGAUCGUGCCGUCGGUUGUGCCAUUUCCGAGGCAGUUAAGCGCGCAAAGCGGAAGAUUCUCGACGCCCUGAUAAUUUUUGUCGCUAUAUGAGGACGUCCGGCCUCCCCAUCGUUCCUUUUCACGUGCGUUUGCUGUAGUUCAAGUUGGUGGAAAGGCGAUUAGCCACGCCGAUUCAUCGCGAUUAAUCCAGGCACGUAGGAGAGAAUACGUUUUUCGCAUACAACACAGGUCAACGGAAGUAGAAGAGUGUGAACAACUCUGUGUCCCAAGACCCUUUCCUUCGGUAUCACAUUGCAACGAGGCGAAUACAUCGGAACGACCGGUCCGAAAAUCGUAGACGAAGAGUCACGGUACAGUCCAGCUGUAGCCAAACGAGCUGCACACGCGUACUUUUUCUUUUCGUAUUCACUGUUGUCAGUAAUCUACGUUCCCCCGAGGCGCGUUACUUCGAGUCACUCGGUGCGCGUCGGAGGAGAGUGAUUUCACAUCGCGUAUCGCUACCCGAAAAGUAGCGGCACUUCCUUUGAUACGAAGCCUUCGCUUGUUCGCUCGAAUCCGCAUUCAUUGUAGAAAAAGAAAAGAGAUAAACGCGCGCGCGUAUCGAAGCGUAUAUAUCGCGACUAAUUAAUGAACUAUACCACAGGUGUAAAACUAUUCUAGAAGCAGCGACGUAAAUGGAUUACGAGUCCUAGAACAUUACGGGUAUCAAAAAAAAGUCGUGUUAGCGAAAAAACGAACGCGUGAUCUUAAUAAUGUAAUCGAGGUUUAACGAUUAGAUAGUAAAGAAAGAUUAUAAAAAAAAAAAGAAGGAGAAGAAGAGGAGGAAGAGAAAUACACGUACCGCCGCGGUAUACGCGUGUACUCUGUACGACUAUACUUGUUCUACUAACUAUAUACUUGUAAAUGUGUAUUAUCACAUAUCGUAAUGAAAUUCCAUGUCGAAGACAGACAAGAAAAGAAAUUGCUCACUGUAAUUCGUCGCUAACGACUGCUGGUUUAUUUUCCUAAAUAAAUUAACAAGCGCACGACGCGAGCGACGGCGAAGACGACUGUUCUCCGCGCUUACGCGCGCGGAAGUAGCUAGAAUAUAUCGAUGAGAUUUAAUAAAAGAGCUCGCGAAACGACGGCGAUUGCGCGCUCGGCGGCGAAACAUUUCGCGGCCGGUGUGUGAGGAAAAGUCGUGAUAAAUAUCGAUGAUGAACAACAGAAAUGUGCUAAAGUUUGCGAACUUCGGAAGCGAAAUCUUCCGGUUGCCGUGACGCGUACUCGCUUCCUUUCGCGUCUUGGGAGCCGUGCGGCGCGCGAACCUUAUUAUAGAGUUUGAUAGGCUUCUUUCCGCGGUUUCCCGCGGUAACGAGGAAACGAAAGGGGAAAAUAUUGCCAUCGGGAACACUCGGCGGAGAUCGCACGAGGAUCACUUUUCAUUCGCGCUCGAGGAUCGGCCUGCAGAAAUUCACUCCUCGAACGUUCGAAUUUGCAUAAAGGAAAAAGCGGAUUUUAAAUUCAGGCGGAACGUGACAUACCUCGCGCGAGAUAUUUCCACCUCCUUGAACUCGACACGGACAGUUCUCUACGAAGAUAUAACGCAGCAAACGUACCUCUCGGGCAUGAUGUAAUCCGCCGCUUUCGUACUCAAGGAUAAUGAAUAGCAGUAAGUUUGAGGAAGCGUGAUGUAUUGAGUUAAAAGAGCAUUAGCCGUUCGGUCUGGUGAGGAAUGCAAAUUCUCGGUUAACAGCGAGAGAGAAUAUUCUUUCACCCAAGUUGUGUGUGCGCCCAUCGUUCUCGGUAUUUUCACUGUCGUCUGCACGAUUAUUUUAACAAUCGCAUGAUUUAAUCACAACAUAUUGUUAUUUCACCUCUAAUGCUCUUUUAAUUGCAUACGUUGCACCCCUCGACUUUCUCUUUGGUCCUUCGUAAAUUUACUCGAGAGAGUAGCCAGGAAGAUACUUUCGUUCCCAUUUUAUCUCGUCUUUUGUUUAGAAAGAAAAAACAAUUUUCCGGAUGUUUUUCGUAAAGUUGAAAUUUGCGUCACGCACGAUCGAUUGCGAAAGAACUAACGAGUUCUUCCUCGCUCGCGAUUGUUUCCGGCGCAUUACUUUCCCGGCCGAUAUGGCGUAUUCGCGAAACUUUGACGAGAGCGGCGGUGAACAAUGAAAUUUCCGCACAAACUGAACAUUUUAGAACGAACGAUCGGGAUGAGGAAAAAGGAAGGGCGAGAGGAAGAGAGGAAAUAAGAUAAGCGCCAUUAACGUGACUUGCGCCUUUAAAAUCAACAACUCAGCUUAAUACGCGCGGGGCUGUUAUAUAUAUAAAAUGUAAUCUUGUAAUAAAGGAAAAACAAAAUAAUAAUAAUAAUAAAAACGAUAACGUUAGCCAUAACGAUUAACGGAUAACGAUAAAUAACAUAAUAUUACUACUCUAUUAACGAUAACAAUAAUAAUAUUAAAACAUAUAUUAGCUGUGAGAUUUUUUGCCUGUACGAAAAUGUUGAAAUCUCCUUUCUACAACGUUAAUGUACGAUUAAGCCGACUUCCGCGAGUCGAAUCGUUCCCAAUUAACGAGUAGCUGCGGCGAACAGAAAAAGAGAGAGAGUGAGAGAAUGUGAGAGAAUGAGAGUGAGAGAGAGAGGGUAAGGGGGAAGAGAUAAAGAGUGAAAAAGAAAGAGAAAGAUUAAAUAAAUAUACGAGUUAGCUAAAAACGAAGAUUGAUAGACUCAUAGAAUAUCGUAGUAACACAGAUGUACAGGGUGACGCGACGAAAGGGAAUUUCGGCAAUACGACGAGCGAUUUUUCGAACGUCUCGCUUAUCGAUCCACGUGUAGGGAUAGAGAUGGAUGGAGAUGAGAUUGACGACAGAGCAGAUCGGACAAAAUCGAUCGCGAGGACACUGCUCGGGAAGUUAGAAUCAGUCCGUUGAUUAAAACCGUUGAUUAAAAUCGUAAAAAUGAGCCAAAUACGCACCUGAAAUUUCCACACAAUGAAUUUCGUUCCUCGGUCGAGCCGACGCUGCGCUUUCGUCGUGACGUUAAAAUUAACCCGUUAUAUACCCAAAAAGAGAAAAAGAGAAAGUAAAAAAGAACAACGGAAGCGCGAUUAUCUCCGUUGAGUAUAGAUUCGGAAAAACUCAAGUUGUCCGUAAUUUCCCGGAUACAGGCGAGCUAUGAGUUAAGUCGAAUGCGAGUUUCGUAGCACUUCUAGCCUUUCACUCGACUCUUAAUUGAUUACCCGAGCGUUUUAAGGACUUUACCUAAGGUUAUAUACCGAUAGAGAUAAUUAAGAUUGCUCAUCGAUUAUGCCUGUCGUUUAAGUGUCAAGACAAUCCCCCGAUGACUCCAAGCGGCUCUGACGACGAAACUAUUUCUCGAUAUAUAUAUAUAUAUAUAUAUAUAUAUAUAUAUAUAUAUACAUAUAUACAUAUAUACAUAUAAUACUACCUCUAACUAAAGCGAGAGAGAGGGAGAGAAUAUAUCGACAGCGACGGUGCGUCCGUCAGUUGUAAUUUAUCGUAAGGUCUACUGUAUUAUACUAUAGCAUGCCGAAGUCUUCCGCUAUUAGUCGCCUAGCGCGGCCGACGAGUUUUCCCGGUUGUGGAGCUUUCGUGAGAUCGCCGUAAAUCGCGCGCGCGCGAAGUUCCGUCUCGCUGAUAUCGCCGGAGGAAAUGCAAUUAAGCGCGACGGUCCGAAAUGGCGAAAGGCGAACACACACACUCGCGAAAGUCGUUUCAACUGCUCGCGGCUGUUCAGCGUUAGUAGCUCGCUGUGAUGUAAGUAGUCGAAGCUCUAGCGAAAAAAUUCUACGCUCGUAGAUCUAGCACUGAAACCGCACGACGGACAGCGACGGGAGAUGAAGAACUGAGACGAAACUAUUGUGAUUUGCUGCUCCUAAAAAGACAUUUCCCCCUUUUCGAUCGUGCAAUAACCACAGACAUCACAUUUGUAGUCCUUCAUAAAAAGUAAAAGAAACGGACCAUCACACGCAGACACGCCGAAAUCGCGAUUGCGUAAUUCCCGGUGAUUCGAUCAAUUGAAAUUAAAAAGGAGAAAUGGAUGAAAUCGACGAGAAGUUCGAACGAGAAGACUCAAUUGACAAUUUCACAGGGUUGACCUUUCUAAUCAUGCGCUCCGACGUAAUUUGCACGAUGCACACCAGGGUGUCGAUCGGAUUGAUAAUCGCUGCGCGUUUCCGGACCGCGCUAGCUGGCUUCGAUCUGCGCUAACAUUGAAGACGAGAUCAGUGUGAAUUUUUCAUAAUAAAUUAUUCACACGCGCUCUUUGUUCGAAUAGAGGAGCGACUUGGAAGCGUCACGUUGAACGGAUGUCACAGGUUAUAUUUACUCGUUGUAGUUGUAGAAUACAGUUGUAAAAUAGAGAUCGACAGUGUCCAAGAAAUGUUCGGGAAAACAGGAAUGAUUACGCUUCUUCAACUUUUUAAAUAGUAUAUACUUGAUCUCUCGAGGAGGGCGCUCGAGAUCGAUGAAGACGUUCGGAAAAUCGCAACGAUCUAUUGCCUGUUCUUACUAGACCGCUCUUUAUAUACCAUACACACAUAUGUAUUAUACAUAUAUAUAUAUAUAUAUAUAUAUAAUAUAUAAGUAUAAAUAUAUACGCGAU
Messenger RNA from Dinoponera quadriceps, 12335 nucleotides. RefSeq names its product neuronal acetylcholine receptor subunit alpha-7-like. Gene Ontology annotation, molecular function: acetylcholine-gated monoatomic cation-selective channel activity; transmembrane signaling receptor activity. Gene Ontology annotation, biological process: nervous system process; monoatomic ion transmembrane transport; regulation of membrane potential. The record is from RefSeq and is a predicted model, not a curated record. The coding region runs from base 91 to 1761 and encodes 556 amino acids. The transcript is spliced from 12 exons. Lineage: Eukaryota; Metazoa; Arthropoda; Insecta; Hymenoptera; Formicidae. Gene Ontology annotation, cellular component: synapse; postsynaptic membrane; neuron projection.